CCCUGCGCUCAGCGGCCACAGAGCGCGCCAGUUUCCGCUCGUCUCUCCGGUUGCUGGGCGCCAAAACAAACUCACGCUCUGUUUGAGCAGAACACAAUUACAGACGCGAGGGUAAAUAUUUGCUCAGAAAACACAGAUCCACACGAGCGGAGGCUAUAAAUGAGCAAACCGCUAAUUAUCCAUAACGAGAAACGGACAGCACGACUUCAUGAGCCACAUCCAUCCAGCAGUGCACGUUUACAGGAUGGCAGCAGGUGUGAUCAGAAAUCUAAGUAAUCUGGGUUUGGCGAAGCCCUUCCCUCCCUGCUUCUUUCUGGCUGAGGAUGAAGAGGAGACUGAGGAAGAGUAUGAAGAGGACCUGAGAGAGGACAGUCUGGAGGAUGAUGAUGAUGAUGAAGGAGGAGCCAAUCAUGAUGAAGAAUCCCAGAGUUUUGAUUCCUCCUCAAAUAACAGUGAAACGACCACCCAGCUCCUGCGCUUCGCUGAGCUUAUCAGUAGCGACGUCCAGCGAUACUUCGGCCGGAGCACAGAUCCCGACGCCUGUGACAUUUACGCAGAGAGACCUUGUCCCAAAGUCAGCGGCCGCCAGCGCUACUAUGCAGACUUCAUAAAGGUGGCAUCUUCAGGGCCGCCGGAGCAGCCGGAGCCACUGGGGCCCCUUGCGGAGCUCUUCCAGGAGGCUCAGAAGAAAGGCCGGGGGUUACCGAUGAAUCAGCGCCGCCUUCCUGUCAGCUUCUGGACGGAGCCUGUGGCACAGCAGCUCCAUGGGUUAAGCGAAAACUGUAAUUCAGACAUGCAGGAGCCCUCGCUUGGCCUGAUCCACAACACUGAGGGCUCCAUUGGCAUGUUCAGCACCGGCAUGAGCAGCUCCAGCCUCUCCGGGACGCUCAGCAGCUCCAGCACUCCAGACUUCAGUGAUUUACUUGCUCACUGGGCCACAGACAGAGACAAUCCUGCUGAGUUCAGCUGCGACUACCAGAUAUCAUAACCAAUGCACAAAGAAGAUCACAUGCUUAAAGAGAUUCACCCAAAAAUGAACAUUUACUCACUAUUCACAUACAAUCAGUGGUUUCAAACCUU
This is a messenger RNA of Danio rerio (zebrafish), 1080 nucleotides long. NCBI's taxonomy places the organism in Eukaryota, Metazoa, Chordata, Actinopteri, Cypriniformes, Danionidae. The record is from RefSeq and is a predicted model, not a curated record.